UCUUUUUUCAGCUUAAGAAUUCAAAUGGAUUAUUUCAAUGCACAAACGGCGCCUUUAUAAAGAAAGAACAUGUUUGUAAUGGAAACGCCGAAUGUUUAGAUGGGUCUGAUGAGGCUGAUUGCCAGGAUGGUGAGUAUUGUGCUCCAUGGAAUUCUAACAGUCCCGCAAACAAACAGUAGAGAGCGUUGGUUGCACCUGGACAGGAGUCGAUUACCCUGACCUGUAUAAAAGCUGCCCUGUCCACACUAAUUCGUUUUCAAAAGUAUGAGUUUUCGAUUAGUAUGCGAUUCUCAUCCACACUACCACUUUGAUGCGUUUUCGAUUGUCCUCACUAAAAUGUUCGAAAACGAUAGAAUUGCUUGUUGUGACGUAAGUAGAACUCUGUGCGCAUGCUACAAACACACGCGCCUGCGAUAUUUUCGGUCAUCGUUUUCAUUUUGAUGCGUUUUCGACUGCUCAUAAUAAUACGAUAUUUAUGCGCUUUCGUUUUAAUUCACUUCCAACAGCGCUUUCAAAUCGAUGCGUUUUCGACGAAAACGCUCAGCAUCGGAAUGCACGCGUUUUAAAACAUGCAUAAGACCCCCCCAUAGAGGCUAUUUGCAAGACACUUAUAUAUAUAUGGCAAUAUUUUGUGUCUGUAUUUUUUCUUUCCAUUUUUUUAGUUAUCUGUAGGGAUGAACAAGGUCAGGUUUUGGUUCUCAAAGACGUUUGGAAGGUAAAAUCGUCCUUUUAUAAGAAUUACUAAAUUUCUUAAACCUAAAUUAUAGUUCUUUUCUGUUAUUCUCUAUUUGUUCAGCCAUGUUUGACUUCAGAAAAUGGUUUACAAUUGUUUCUCUUUCACUGCUUUGAACUGGAUGUUGUCCCAAAUGUUUGAUGCAAUUGUUUAUCGCUGUAGAGUACAAAAGAUUCUGUACUUUUGCCUAGGUCAAGAAUCCGCAACCGUUUUGAAGUCUAUAAAUAGGGCAAAAAAGUGAAAUGUUCUUAUACUUACAGUCGGAGCUGACCUGGGAGAGAUAAUUUACUGAAUAAUUUACUUUUAAGGUUACUGCAUGCAUUGAGUGUAGAUGUGAUGCUGGAUUACUGAAAUGUAAAAGAGUACUGAGGGUGUUUUUCCCAGGCAUGUAUGCGUAUGCACCGCUGACUGAAAAAUGUGAACAGCCUUCUUGUAACACAGUGGACUUUAUUAGAGAAAGAAAACAUACGUGCGAAGGUAACAUUUUUUCUGGGAUCUUUAAUUUAUUACUCAUCCGCUCGAUCGUUUACUCAAUCUUGUUCCCGAUUCCUUCCUUCCUUCCUUUCUCCAUCCAUCCAUCCAUCCAUCCAUUCAUCCAUCCAUCCAUCCGUCCGUCCGUCCGCCCGUUCGUUCGUUUGUACGUGCUUUCGUUCUUUCACUAUUCAUCUAUCCAUCAUUCAAAACGUAUUUUACAUCAGAAUUAAUCAAUACAGCUAAAUAACGUAUUUCUCAGAAAUGAGAUAUUAAAAGCAAAUUGGUCGACGUCAACUAACGGAAUAACUUUAUGAUGGUCGUUAGAUGCAUCGAAAAACACCUCUUUUAAAAACACUAAAUUAACUUUUUUUUCAUCUUGCGCAAUAUCAGUUGAAACUCAUGCUGGCGUGUCGCUUUCUUAUUGCUUUCGUUGAUAAACCUAUGUUCAUCUAUGUAUUUGAGAUUUAUAACUAAACAACAUUUAGUAACGAUCAUGAAUUCAUUAUUUCGUAGGAAUUGAAACCACCAAGGGAGGGCGUAUUAUUCUUAGAGGUGAAACCUGGGAAUUCCAAGGCUGCAAGUUUCAAUUCAGGAAAUCGAGGAAGACACAGGGAUGUCCAAAAAUGCUGGGGCCAACGUGUGAUUUGUACGAUGGAGCCAUAUGCUGUGCUGUGAAAUGUACAGGUAACACCAAUCCUGCUCUCUCAUACACAGUUAAACACUUGAAGAUCCUUCGAUCCACCGAUCCUUCAAUACAAAACCAGUGUAUUUCGUUAUUCAUAUUUUUUUAAAAAAAAGCAAAACCAUAAAACAUUAUUACCAUUGACAAAUGAAAUCGGAGGGUACAGGUAAUCGAUCUAGCAUAAAAAAGUGUAAAUCUUUUAGUUCUCCUCGCUUGAGCAAUAUGUAAUAGGAAUUCAAAGAUAUCGUACCGGUAAAGGUGUCACGCCUGCCAUCCCCUUCAGGGGCACCCAACGAGAAUAUAGUUUAAAACCACUUAAACAUAGCAUUGUUAAACGUAUUUUAGUAUUUAAACGGUAUAUAAUAGGGAUAUUUUUAUCCCCUAAAAAUUUUUCAUCUGUUCGGAUUUCUUAGCUGAAAGUCUAGUGAUCCGAGAAUUACAGGGAUCAAAACUUACCUUUUAGAAAAUUUCAGCCAUAAAAUUCUAGGUACCUUUUUACAAAAUGAAAUAUACCAAGAUGUUCGAAAAUCCCAGGCAAGCAAGAAAUUUUACAACAAAUGUUCCGAAAAUUCUAAUUUCAAAUCGUCUUCCGAACAGAUGUUUUCAAAAUUGAUUUUACUGGGACGUGGAAAAUUUUUUCUCCGAGAACCCGGUAAAGAUAUAGAUUCCACUGGCUCUGUUACAGACCGAGGGGUGUUUCGAUUUGUUUUGACCAAAUUCUCCGGCGGCUUGUCUGGAAAGGAGCUGUGUCAAAUAUCCUUACGAAUUGGAAAGCUUUUAAGUAUAAUGAACCUUGGAGGGAACAACGUUUAAAUUUAGGAACAAAGAGUCAGCACGAAUUGCAGGGUUCUAUAUCUGAAGAAAAAGAAAUGUGAAAAUAUCAGGUAAUAAACGACAUAAAAAUAGCACUUGCAUGCAGACUUUUCGAAUUGCUUCCGGAGGUCUUGAAUUCACAAAAAAUGGCCAAUUUGCAAAAUACUGUCAGACAUCUCUGAAACAAUGAUUUUUGCUAGUUUUACAGUGCUUUUCAUGACAUUAUAGCGACAUUUUCGCGCUGUUGAUUUCCUCGUAGCGCUUGCUGAACUUACCAGACAGAUGAGAGGGAUGCCACAGUUGUGUCCCGGGGGCCUUCACGCCGUGGCAUCUGGCGUUGCAUGUGUCACUCCCGAACCAAACUGUCUUCAGCCUCACGACCUCUGCAAAACAAGUAAGUUGAUUAUAGUGUAUUAAGACACACAGCACAGGCUUUGUUUGUUUCUUGCAGACAAAAUUAACAAAAGCAGAUUUAUGUUCUCAUUGCCUCAAACGGAAGCCAUAUUUUAGCCGUAAAUGUUAAGGGUCUGGGAUUGGCACAGUAAUCUUUGGUGGCCUAAUUAGUGUGUACAUGUAAAUGAAGCUUAACGUACAAUCUGCAAACUUCAUUUUAGGAACUUGAGUCGUAAUUUCUAAGCUGAACGUCAUUUGCAAAAUAUUUGUUUGACUGGGAGCAUUGCUUCGACAUUGAUGGAUUGCCGAUAACAUAAAGCUUUGGCUAGUGCGACAGUCUAUGAAUUGCUAUGGAUUGCUCUUUUUGCCUUUUUAGAUGUCUCUUGUCAAGAUGAGAACGCCAACACGUACUUUGAAGGAACCCAGUGGCCUGUUGGCGACUGUAUCACGUGCAAGUGCUACAAGGGAAUCAUAUCAUGUGAACAACACGUGUCUUUCUUAACAUCUAAUGAUGCAAUCGUCCAAAACUGUAGUCAACCACAGUGCAAUGUGGUGGCUUUUGUAAAAUCAAACAGAGGAAUUUGUAAAGGUAAGUACUUUUCUAGGCCCUCUUGGACUCAGAAUUUUGCUUAUUGAACGAUUAAAACUUUUGAGGUCUCUCAACUUAAUGAUGUUUAAUUUUUCACUCUUACUUCCUCGGUGAUCAGAGCAGUUCAAUUAGUCCUGUAAGAAGCAGGAGCAUAGCUUCCAUAGACGCCCAUACGCCCGCGCGUACAGCUUAAUCUCUGGAAAAUUAUAUAACUAUUUUUGAGAUCAGAGCCAUAAUGGUACGGCUCUUGCUAUUUCUAUUUCCUGACUUAAAAAAAGCAUUUUUUAUCAUGAAAUCAGGAUGACUGAUUACGGUUUUAUUCUUUAUUCUUUUACUAUUCCUUAAACGGACGAAAAAAUGUGCUGCAGCCUUUUCCUUCUAAAUUCUUAUUUAUCUACUGAAAAUGUCCUGGGGAAAACACAAGAAAAAGGCAAUUCUGGGACCCUUUUAACAAAUUUUCUGGUGGAAGCUGGGGUAUGCCUUCGGCGUUCUAACUUUUCUUCCGGUGAGAACACCUUCCAAAUCUCACGCUACGCCCCUGAGAAGGAAAACAAAAGCGUAUGUAUACGUCAUUUAAAAUGAUAAUUUAUUUUCUUGCCGUCAAGGCCCUACUAUAUCGUUUGUACAUCAGCAUAGCUAUUGAUUGUUGCAAAAGUGCCAUAAACGUUUUUAUUUUUUUUAAUAUUAAAGCUAAAAAUGAGAAAUCAGUUUGACAGUUAAAAAGUCUGUAAGUCACAUUGUAGAUUACCACUCGUCUCAAUGUAACACUUUCAGCGCAAGUUUUCCGGAAAUGGCUAUUGCCAGAGUAAAUUUGUUUUCUUUCCUGACACCAAUUAGCAAAUCAUGACAAUCACGAGUCUAACUCUGAUAAUGCCUUAGAUUCGUUUGUGGUGUGGUGUUAGCACCUUGAGAUGUGACCUCUUAAAUUUGUUCCCACUCUCAAAGUCUUCAUCUUUCUUUGUGUCUUUUCUCUGAAGCUUGCAGAUGGAAGAAUAAGGUAUUAUUUGAUGGCCAUAGUUGGACUGACAAUGGCGUCGACUUCUUCUGUUUCUCUGGACAAAGAGUGAGGCCUGGUUGUUACUUAGAAACCAAUAAAAUAGUCUGCACUGGCGCUUUCAAAGGUUUGUACUUUUUUAUGUGCUCUUACUGGGUAGCCGGUUUGCAUUAGAUUCCACUUGACACAGGAUGAAAUUUCUAAACCGGAGCGAAGCAGAGCCUACUAGUAAAAGCGCGUUUUCAAAAGUGUGCGGUCGUAUGCGUUUUCGUUGUCAUCGAAAACGCAUCUAUCAAUUCGCGUCCACACUACCGUUUCGAUGCUUUUCCGACUGUCCACACUAACACGUUCGAAAAUGAUAGAAUUGCACGUUGUGGCGUAAGUUGUACGCUAUGCGAAUGCUACAAACACACGCUCCUGCGAUAUUUUCGGUCAUCGUAUUCAUUUUCGUUUUUUUUUUUUACCGUUUUCGACCCGUCCGAAAUGAUACGAUAUGUCCAUACUAACAAGCUGCAUUUUUGUUUUUAUCCACUUGCCAGAGCGUUUUCAAAUCGAUGCGAUUCCGAUGAAAACUCUCAGCGAAUUAGUGUGAACAGGAGGCCUGAACACAUCGAAAUGUAUGCGUUUUCAAACGAGGACGCAGAGUAUUCAUUCCACUGGCACUACUUAACUUUCAGUUGAUCAUUUCUUUUUAAAUUUCCAAACUCUUUCUCAUACUAAUACGCAAAAUGUGACUUGGCACUGACAGUUGCUGUGAUUGUACUAAGGCAGGCACUCCUUUCGACUCCAAAGACAUGGUUGAUCACAGACACACAUAAAUACUGUUUAGUUAACAUCGCUAUCUAUGUAAAAAACACGCUCUGCCGCGCUACCGUCACCACUGUGCAAGACACAUGAGAGGAAAAACGCGGUAAUGAUUUUUUUAAAAAAAUGUUUUUACCCCUCCAGGAAUACAAGACAUUGAGCAUAUUUCUGAAGAGUUGUUCCUCUGUGAAAGUGGAGAUGAAAUAAGGUCCCUAAAUGACAGGUGUAAUAAAAUAGACGAAUGUAAUGACAAGUCAGAUGAAAAAGGCUGUAUCCAUUGUAAGUAAACGCGCAUAGGCUUUUAUAAUGAACACAACGGGUGACUUCUCAUCUCUCAAAAUGAAGUAUUAGAGAAGGUAUACCUCGUGGUCGAAUAUUAGUUUACAUCCUGCGUCUGAUUUGAUGUUCUUCGCAGUCAUUUUAACCAGGGGAAAUCACGUAGUUGACAAAUCGAAGGUUGAAUAUCCGACAAGUUCAUCCUGCUUUCGAUUUGGUAUCCUUCCAUCUGAUUUGAUGGGUCACAUACCAAAUUGGAUGUCGUAUAUUUAUUACGAGAUAUCUUGUGCGCUCACAUUUGAAGUUAAUCUCACGCAAUGGAGCCCAGGGUACCUGACAAGCACGCCCUCUUUCUCUUCGUUUUUACCGGCGAUGUCUAGGGGAUGAGAGAUAGGGAAUCUGCAAUCUGAAAAUCCUCCUCUCUUUCUACUGGACAGAUUUUUGCCCAUCUCAAACGACGUUUAACCUAAAGUGGAACAGAACCGCGGUCGGCACUGUUGUUUAUAGAAACUGUUCAAAGGUGGAAUCAAAUCUUGAAGGUAAACACGUCUCUCCCCUUUCCUUGAAAUCGUUCCUGAUUUUUCUAGGCUGGUGUCAUCAAUACGGUUCCUCUAUUAUUGUUUUCAUGCAUCUCUCCGUAUUUGUUUGUUUUUUUGCGAAUGUUUUGUAGGUCAAUUUAGUGCACUAUGUACAGAAACCAAUGGUGCUACAAGCUGGAAACAUAAGGAAAGUUGUGACUGCGAAAGACAAACUAUUCUUCAUGCAGUCCGAUUGAAGGUAAACUGUUCUCCUUCAUAAGCAAAAGCUAAACUCUUAGUUAAAAAAAGUCAGAAGGAGAAACCAAGUACGGAAUGCAUCGAUCAGAUUUACAGUUUUGAGCUUCGUAAAAGACAGAUUAAAAGCUGCGCCCUAUAAUGCGACUGAUCCUGCAAGCCCUAGAAACCGCUUCCUCCCUGAGGAGUGGGGGCGGUUGUGUACAGUGUUUGAAAGUUGUACAAAUUAAGGCCAUUCCGUAGCCGCCUUCGCUAUAGCUCCGCCUUUCGUUUAAGCUUUAUAUCCAUGCAAAACAACAACAUUUAUAAAUCUGCAACCAACCAAGUGUUUUUAUUUUUACUUUUAGUUAUCUUCAGCCAAUGUAACGAACUUGGUGGAUUUGACCGGAGACCUGAAAAAGGAAGCUAACAACUUUACAAAUAAACGGAAAUUCUUUAGUUAUCUUCAAGAUUUCUUUAAAACUGGAGUGCGAAUAUUAAGCCCAAUUAACCAACGUAAUGACAUGGUGGCACUGAACUUCUCCAAGGUUAGUUAAAGGAAUAAGAAACCACACCGGAACGUUUAGUCCAUUCGAACAAUAUAAUUUGUUUGUUUAAGGCUGGGCAAUAAAGAUUUUAAAAUGAUAAAGUUCUCCGGCUGAUGAAAGAAGAAUAUUUUACCACUGCUUCUUCUUUAAAAAGGGAGGCCAAGUAUCUAAGCAAAUUCUCUUAGCUUUAAUGACGAGGUUUUUUCUUGCAGACAGGUAAAAAGAAGGUUCCUAGAUAGGAAUCCUUUACUCCAUAUCGAACAGUCAAGUUGCACUUUCUCGCUUGAUGGAAUUCCUCUUUAUUACAAACUUCGUUUUUCAAAUUAUAAUUUAAACUAUUUUAAAACAUUUUUCUUUCCUUAAUGCAAAUAAGAAACUCUGACCCAUACCGACCAGGCCAAAACGAACUAACACUGAGAAAGCAAAAUUCCAACUGUGUUGUCCGCGCUUACACUCUGAUCAGCAUUGAUCAGCGGCAGAGAGCGGGAAACCGCGGAAUCGAUUCUCCAGGGCCAGACAGCUCUAAAAUAAAUUAAGGAGGCACCACCUUUACCCUGAAAAAGGUCACUAUAGUCCUUCCAGUGGUUCGGAUUACCACAUAUCGAUCUUGUCGGUAGGGGGAUGUAAAACGUGUGCCUCAUUUAACUUAUACUUCGUGCUUUUUUUUAUUAUUUUUCCAUUAUCAUACUUUAUGUCUUCUCUUUAGAUAAUGCUCUUUACAGCUGAGGAGCAACGCAUUUUCAAGCCACUUCCGGAGUCCUUUUGUCCACAAGAAGUGGUAAGCUUCAACAUUUUUAUUUUCAAAAUACAAAAAUAGAGAAAGCAAUGAUAAACUAAAUGAUAAUAAUGAAAAAAAAAAUCUUACCUUGGGUGCCAGACAUUUGUUUUGUUAUCUUUUCAAAUCCCUCAGUGAUGGUUCGCGGCAAGAGAGGAUGUUCGAGGCUGAGUAGCCAGCGCGGUUUAUAUUCAUAUGUUAGAUAUUUUAAGAACCGACUUAGCUCUAAAGCCAGGCUACAUAGAAAAAAAUAAUAUAAAUUUAGUCAGAGCCAUUUUCAAUUACCGAAAUACUGCUCAGUGAAAUAACGUUCAAUGAGUGAAAUGGUAUGCGUAAGCGUUCGUCAUUUGAGUCUGUUCGCUCACCAAUCAAAUUCCUAAAUUCUCGCUCACUUGUUGUUCUUUUUUUCUUGCGUAUGAUUUCAAUGUCAAACAAAAAGCGUUUCAGUGUGUGGAGCUUCUAAAGACUACAAAACAAUCUAAUUAGCCUCUGUUUUCUGUUUUUACCUAGGGGUUUGGGGAACGCCGCUUUCUUCAAAUCAGGGUUUUGAAGUUUUGUCGUCAAGCCCCAAACUUAACCCAAACUUUGGAGUUUUGCAGCCGCCUUAUGUUACCCCCCUGGUAAAUAUACUUCUAUCCAGGGUUAUAUGCUUCUGGUUUAUGUUAUCUAUUAUUUAUUUAUAACAUUAAUUGUUAUUUUGCCACCAUUAAAUUAAAUACAUACACUAUUUUCAGAGAGAAGAAGCAAGGGAGCCCAUGGAAGCCAAUAAGGCUUAUGAAAAGGACCACCUUCUACCUUUAAAAAUAUGUGACUAAAUUAUGAGCGCAGUAAGACAAUCUACCCAUCGGAGAAAAGUUGGUAAUCACGUGACCGUACACCGCCCGCCCGUCUGUCCGCACCACGGGGAAACAAAUGUUUCAAGGUGCAACCUGAUAAUUGCACAGAUUGCACAUUCAUAUUAUCAAAACAGGAUAUCCGCUGACCAGUAUCACCUGACCGUUUUGCAGGCUUAGGCAUCUACCCCUCGAGGUCGAGUAUUUUUAAGUUAUCCGCUGACAAGUUAAAAGUUUUCAAAUGAUCAAAGGCUCAAGUUCAAUUUUUUUUAAAAUGCAUGGGAAAUAAGUUGUGUUUAUGAGCCGCGUUAUUAAAAUUUUGAUUUCAAACUGACCUCGGACGCGAAAAUUCAGCCAGCUUUUAGAGGCAAGGAAAGCAGUUGCUUUUGACUUUUCUACCAAGGUCACGCGUUCGCAACGCUCUAGCUACGUUCAAUUUUUAUGCUCUGAUUGGUCAAAAUUUGACUGGUGAGUUCAUGCGGAAAAUUAAUGCAGCAUCUGGAAACUUGUUUACUGAUAGCUCAAGGUGAUAAUCGAUGCUGAGAGAUUUUUGUGUCAUCUUGCAAUGUGUUUUUAAAACUGCCUUUUUUCACUGGAUCUACAAAAUGAAACACAGCUGCUACCAAGAUUCUUCUGUUAUUCAUGGCUGGUUUGUUUAAUGGGUCGUUUUUGUUGAGAAAUGCGCCGCUUGUCAAAGACAUGGGAAAUCCGAUUUACGCGGAAGGCAUCGCUUUCGUUUUUCACCUUGCUUGAUGCAUACGAGGCUUGUAAAGUUUUUUUUCAUUCUUGUGCCUUGGUUUUGCCCAAAUUUUCGCGCAAAUUGUCUCUUUAAGAGUUAAAGACACACAACAAUACAAAUUUGAUAGCGUCAAGGCACCUUAUAAGGGAAAAGCCCUCACUUUCGGUUGACGUCGCUCAAAAACGCCUUCGCUUAACUGCUAUCUAAUAACGAUUAUUUAACAAUUAAUGUAUGAGGCUGAGUAUCUUAUGAAGAAUUAUGGAGAUCGAGGAGGGUAUUAUCGGCCGAGGCGGAUAACACCCUCCGAGAUCUCCAUAAUUCUUCAUAUGAUACGAAAGCCGAAUUCAAUAAUUGUUUUAUUAUUCAUUCAAAAUAAUUCCUAGUUUAAAAACAUUUGGCUAAAACAUGCUUAUCUCCAUCGACCCAUCGACGUUAAGUUUUUCUUCAAUGACAAUAAACGUUUAGGGUUGUUCAGCUCUACAAAUAUUCUCCAAAUAGCAGAUGUCGCCCUUCGAGUUGUCUUCUUGCUGUUCUUGCCAUGUUUUAAGCUAUUAUUUCGCCUAGUUCUUACUCUUGAAACGCGUGAGAUGUCCUCCAUUUUUGUUUUCAGAACCAAAACAACUCAACCUCCUCCCCAGGUCUUCUCGGUUAACGGUGCAUUAACCUGCAAGAAAGCUGCACUUUUGACGUCAUCGGUUCAUUAAACGCUAAAUUCCUCCAAAUUUGGUCAUCAGCAGCUGGUUAUGGUGAAUUAUGCGAGUGCUCUUAACCAAUCAGAACUGGGAAAAAUAUUUUGAAUGAAUAGUAAUUAAAAUUAUUAAUCAUUCAAAUAUUUCGCUGUUUCCGAUUGGCUCCAAUCCCCGGCUAAUUCUUCAUUAACCAACGGGCGCGUACGAUAUUUGGAAGAUGCGAGCAAUAUGCCAUCCAUUCUAUUCGAUGGUAUAUUUGAUUGAAAACGAGGUUGAUCGAUGGUAUAGAACGAUUUUCGUAUGACCUUGAAAUGAAAACGCGCGAACAAAACAGAAACAACAAAAGAACGGAAAUAGAGCGAUUUGAUUGGUUUAUCGAACGGAUACAAACGCACCUGGCUUUUGGUUGGUUAAGCGAACGCUCGGCUAAAAAAACUUCAUGCCCGAAGAACUUUCUAGAAAUCGCUUUGACGUCAUACUGCAACACGAUUGGUCAAUCGAACAAUGCCUUCUCCAUAUUAGGGUUUUCUUUGGCGGGAAAACGAAGAGUCCAUGUUUUGUUCUUUUCAACCAUUGGCUGACAAAACAACUAACGAACACUUACCGAAACCAUUUUUCAAGGACAUACGAAAAUCGCUCUAUUUUCCUCGAAACAAGGCUGAUUGGGUAAACGGCGCUCACCGCUAUCCGAGGACGAAAUUAAUAGCGGAAUUUUCUGACAAAAACCGUGAACGGGAGAAAUGUAAGUUUACGCAAAAUGGACUGCUCGAUGGGAUCGCGGUUCGUUUUAAUUUAGGCACAUGUACAUGACAACAACAAGUCUUUAGUCAACGCUUUUUUUGUUUUAUUAAAAUUUCCGACAUGUUAGUCACGUUAGACUCCCGAUUGAUCUGGUGGCUCAGUCAGUUAUAGAUCAGGCAGCUCAGACUAAUUCUGAGGUCCAUGAGUUCAAUCCCCUGCCGGAGUCAAAGACGUCUCCUUUGAUUCCUAAUUCAUCUAUUAAAUUUUUCUUUCCGGAACUUGUAGUUCAGAAAGAAAUAUAGACGGUUUCUCUCAGCGCUCACAAUAUAACACAAUUCACAUUUACUUUCACUGCAAAGUGCUUCGCGGCUUACGCACUCAAUUGACAUAUAUUCCCCAGGCCUUCCUCUACACAACUGCUACUACGAACAUGAUGCCCUUGCUUGUCAGGGGCACCCAACGUCAACUUUCGGAAAAUAUCUUUUCGGAAGACGAUCUGAGAUCUACAAUUUUCGGAACAUUUGUUGUAAAAUUUCUUUCUUGCCUGCCUCUCCUAGGAUUUUCGAACACCUAAAAAAUAGUAUAAUUGCCCAUUUUUUUUACCCUAAAAUUUUCGGGAGCCUUUUUUCUGGCUGAAAUUUUCGAAAAGGUAAGUUUUGAUCCCUAUAGUUUUCGGAUCACUAGACUUUCAGCUAGGAAAUCCCAACAGAUGAAAAAUUUUUAGGGGAUAAAAAAUACCUAUAUCUAACUGUUUAAACAUUAAAAUACGUUUAACAAUGUUUAAGUGGUUUUGAAUUAUAUUCUCGUUGGGUGCCCCUGGCUUGUCAGUGGCCAUUGAACAAAGCCAUUCGACUGUGUUUUAUUUUUGAAUUUCAUUAGGGUGUUUGAACACAAAACAACGUCCGAUGUUGUCUCACCAUUCUACAGUGAACUUAACACAGGUAUUACUCAACUAUGGUUCCAUCCGGUUCUAAGGCUGAAGAUUGACCCCAGUCAACUUUCUGCUCGAACAAGAACCUCUGGAUCUCCUUCUCUUAUACCAAGAAACGACACGAAAAUCGUGAGUUUAAUUUUAAACUACGCAUGUCCACCAUAUGUGUGUUAUUCGACAUCUCCCCGGGCUACAAUACUAAGGAUGAGUAAAACUGGUGAACUUACAAUUUAGGAACAUUUUUUUUUUCCAUUUGAAAUGUUAACGUUUCAUUAGAAGGUAAAGUGAGGCUGGUGAUGAGGCGCUGUUGCUUUGAAAUAUAAGCCUGUCAGCGGCGAUUAAUAAUGUUUCCUUGGCUUUUUGGUCUUUUUAGACCUUUUAUAGUUGUUGUUGUUUUUUUCAGUUUAUUUACAGUUGGCAUAUUUAGAUUUUGUUUUAUUUCGUUUUCUGCACACGUUCUUCAAUUGCUAUCAAAUUGAAUAUUAAUAAAAUCAAGCCCCUAAAGGCAAAUUUCAAUACCUUAGUUCUGCCACCUCACUGUCACCUGUUAAUGAGAAAACUGUCAAAUUUGAUGUGCCAUUUUAUAAUCCUCUACAAGAGCCAUAAAAAAAUACCCGCUUUUUUAAAAUUCUAAAUGAAAAGUCAAAUUGAUAUAAAAGUUCUAGCGUGGAACAAAGCUUUAGAGGUAACUUGGAUAUCGUGGUUACAAUCGGCAAAUGAAGGUUCUUGAAAAAUCAUUCCUGGUGCAGCCCUAGAGACGCAUGGAGGACUGUCUAGAAGGUCUCAAUGGGGUGGUGGCUGAUACAGUUAUCGGCUAAAAUUUUGGCUAUUUUACGGCUAUCAGUUAACUUUUUUCAGUUACGGUUAACGAAAAAGUUAAAAAUUAACUUCUUUUGUUUCAAAAAGUUAAAUAUUUAUUAACCCGUAUUUUUUGGUAUCUUUAAAUCAAAAUAAAGGUCUUCAGAUCAUCUCGGGAUGAAAUAAGCUAUUCUUUUGAAAAAUUUUAACAUUUGAUAGAUCAUACUUUUUAUAAGUAAAGUAUUCCACUUCUAAUAUUAUUUUACUCAUAGAAAUGUCAAUAGUCAAUUUAAAAAUAAUCUUUGUGAAAAAGCAAAAGCAGACACGCGAACGCCCAACUCAAGGCCGGGGCGCGACAUUCAUUAUAACAGACAUGGCCGUUUUCACACUAGAGAAGGAUUAUUGUUGUGAGACGGGUUAUCUGUUUGAUGAUUCGCAUCGGAUAGGUAAUACGUCUUAAUUUGAAAAUCGAAUAGUUUUAAUUUUGAGUAAACAAUCCGCCUGACUUUGGAAGACGGGAUUAUCCGUUCCAUAUAGCCUCUGUACAGCCGCCUCCUCCCCCUAGAAAAAAUCAGAGAAGGGGUGUCUGUGGGGAGGGCGCGACUGUACACAGGCUAGUCUCAGACGGAUGAUCCGUUUCUAGCUCUAGUGUGAAAACGGCCAAUAACAAUUUUCCCGUGUCCAGUGUUUUUAAUGAUAGCGAGGGACUCUACGGAACGACUGUCUGCCGUUGCCUUGUCUGUAGGCCGCAUCAUUGCAUUUUUACGCGUGGCUAAUGCGUUUCGGGUCACGUAGUCUGAGCCAGUUCGCCACCGAAAUGCCUUGACCGAGAUUGCGUGGGAAGACGUCGUACAGGGACUAAGCAUGGCAAUGCCUACCGUAGCGUCAGAGAAAAACAGGGAAAUGUUGUUUAUCGGCAACGUGUUUUAUAAACAGUGACAUAUCUGCGUGUUGUUGUUGCGUGUUGUUGUUGGAGGUGUUUCGAGGGUACGAACUCCUGAAAAUUGCAAAUACUAAUUCCCAGCAAGAAGCCACAUCUUCGCUAUGGAAAAAAUUAGUUUCUCGAGAGAGCGCCGGAAAUGGAGCCUAGGUCUUGAUUAACACCUAAAAGGCGCUUCGCCUAACGUGCGUACGGAGUCACACUAGUCGCAAAUCUAGGGAACAAUUUCUUUUACGGUUAACUCUUUUUUACCCUAUUUACGGCUAACGGUUAAAAUUUUUCAAUUUUUACGCCUAUCGGUUAAUCCCAUUGAGACCCUCUGUCUAGUUUUCUGGUAAAAAGUAACUAUGGCACUGACACAUUAAAUGUCGACAAUUUUCCAUCCCUCAGUACGUAGAAAUAUUGAAACAAUGGCAAAUAACAAAAAGUCCUUGGAGUACUGAAACCCUACCCAUUGAAAUUUGUUAAUCGACGGUAAACCAUUAUUUUGCAAAAGCUGGUUUGACAAAAGCAUUUUACAUGCAGUGACCUUCUCAAUAAAAACGCAAACGCAUUCCUCUCUUUUAGAGGACUUUUGCUCAAAAUUCGAUCUUAAGACACCUUUCACUCUCUAUCUCGGUCCCAUUAACGCUAUACCAUCCUCCUGGAGGCUUGUAAUUAAAAAUUCACCUUCGCGAUGCUCUGUGAGUGAGGAGAAUGUAGAAAAUAUCUCCACAAAAGUUGCGCCAAGCAUUCUGUCGGGUGUUGAAGAGAACCUUUGUACCACCCACAGCUGAAAAUAAGAUCUUCAGUUUGGUUUUUCUCACGACAGCAUUUAUAAAGUGUACGAAUUACCUUUUCAAAUUAAAAUGACAUCAAAAUAACAAGAAUGUGAAUGUGAAUAUGAGGUAGUACAAAAUAUGUCACAAUGUACUAGCUACUAAAGCAAGCCCUUUUAGAGCCAAAAUUUGUGACUAUAUUGUAUGCCCUCAAAGUCUAAACAAAACACACUCCUUAGAUUACAUGUCCGUGCGCUGCCCUUCCGUGGUUGCCUUUUCGAGGACAUUUCAAAUUUGGUGGGCCAAUAAAACUGGGCAAACCCUGACAUUAUCAGACAGUAAGAUUCUGUACGGGGUUUUCAAUAAUACACAACACAAAUAUUCCAUAAAUUACAGACUUCUUUCUAAUUGCAAAAUUCUCGAUAUACUCCAGCUGCCUAAGCGAAGAAAAGAUCUCACUUGACAGGUUUCUCACUGUACUUCUUUGGGAAAAGUUGAGUACUCAGAAAGAAAUAGCUUUUGUCAACAAUAAUAGUACGACCGUUGAAAACACCUUUCAACAUCUCCGUUAGUACCCAUUUGCGACGUGUGUUGUUGCUGUAGUUUUUGUUUUAUUGUUUUAGUAUUAUGAUCACUAAAAUUUUCAGUAUUAUUUUUUUCUAAUUUAUUCUUUUCUUAAUGAAAGAUGCGGUGGAUAGCAAAUAAUGUAGAAUAAUAAUUUCUGUGCAUUUGACAUUUACUUGUAUUGUUUUGUGUUAUUUCUUGUGAUAAUAAAUAAAUAACUAAAUAAAAACUAAAAGGGAAAGUAUAACUAGAGUUAUUAGAGGGUCUUAUUAGGGACCUUUAACACAGCCAACGGAGACAGCAACGAGAAAGACGAGAAAACGGUCCCCAAGAGUUCAACUCAGAAAGAUCAUAACUUCCAUUUAACAUUUACGAGUGGGUUGAAUUAAACGAAUGGCAAAAAAGUUUCAAAACCGCGAAGUCAAUUUAAAUGUCACAUUCUUGCUUCCGUCGGCUUUGUCGUUGCAAAGCUCCCUUAGCUGAAAAAUAUAAAAACGGAAAUUUGGUUAUGAGUAAUUUUUUGUUGUCAACUUAACGAAAAAUAUUUUUUCAAGUUCAUAUCUCAAAGCAUCAAAACUGAUUACUUUACAGCAACCGAUGUUGUCUUUUAUUCACUUACCAGGUGAAUGAAAGCCAUGUUCCUCUUGGUCUUGAGAGUGCAAAUUGCUCUUGGUUGGAAUAUAACGUAAGUUAUAUCGGUUGCAAAUGACAUUUGCGAUUUAUUGUUCUCUCACAUUACCGCUGCACACACAACGCCAUGUCACGUCAUGCGAUUGUAGUGCGACAGUUCGUGAUAUUAUGGAUGAAGCAAACUGAAGCAAACUAACUGGUGUUCCUUGAACACCCUGGAUGAUACCUAAAUCUGUAAGUUUCAUACCCCCCCCCCACUCCCACCUUCCAACUAGACCACGAGCAUCCCCCACCGUUUCAUAAUUAAAAUAUCUGGGGUACGAACUCAAGCACCAAAGAUGAAAUCGACACUAAUCUACACACAUUCGAGAACUGAGGCGGGUGGCAAAAAUUCCAAAAAGGGGAAAAAACAUAUUUCGCCACGUAUACCACUAUAUCAGGAUGAAAAUGACUAAACAAAUUAGUUACUUGAUAAGAUGUAACAGCAGAAAAGUGAACGAAAUUUGACAUAAUGCAUCUCCAGUUACUUGUUCUCCAGUUCCUCUGUUCUACUUUGAUGAUUAUUCUCUGUCUGCCGACUGUUGAUGGCAGCCACGCCACUAUCUAUUUCCCUCACUUCCGAACAUAAACUCUUAGUUUGCGAUUGACUGAAAUAAUAAUGGCUUGGGUGAUGUUGCUUUGCGCAUGGGUAAGGUUCUCAUGUUAUUGCGGAGCUUUCGCGGAGUUGUUCAAUUUCAUGCAAAUCGGCGUUUAAGGCAAAUAAUCACGAUAAUCUCUAAAAUUCUACGGAGGACCACACACGUUAUCUUUCUUUUUAGGAAAAUGGAACUUUGCAGAUCAAAAGUAAAGAAAUAAUGGACGAGCAAAAGCAUAGAAAAGCCUUAAUCAGAGGUUACCUAGACCUGGUACUGAGCACUAUCUCCAUCAUGGCUGUCAUAAUUUCACUGAUUGCUCUCUCGUUUUUAAGGUAAGACUUGUCACUUUGCCUCUCAGCAAUUUCAAAAGAUCAUUCUCCGCAUGUAAGGGAAUCCAAGACAGUCUUGGCUUGGAUUCCGGUCAGUUCCAGGUACUCAAUUCCGGAUUCCUUUUAAGCGGAACUUAAAACUUAGUGAAAUUCAGGAUUCCAUGAGCUGUAUUUCGGUUCCAAAGCCCAGGAUUUCGUAUCUGAAUUCCACAAAAAAGUUUCCCAAAUUCCUUAAUGCGGAUUCCUUCAGGUGGGGUGGCUCAUCACUGAGUAAUUAAUGAAUAAAGUCCAGAGACAAUGUCAUCUUAUUUCUUAAGACCCAAAGGAUGUAUAGACAAGGAGUCUUAGAUGUUGUACAUAUGUAUAUACAACAAGUCUUAAGAAGAGCUUUAGCUUUGAACAUGCACUUGCCAGUGAAUUUCUAUAUAAACCUGAAAUGCAUGGUUGCUAAGUUGAGCUGUGAUCAAAUAUCCGAACAAGACCUCGAAAAAGCAACGAUAUACUCAGUUAUGACAUUAUAAUUAUAAGUUUAAAACUGAUUCAUCGAUAUUGAAUGCCCGAAGCUAAAAAUGGAGCAACUGAAAAGGUGCUAACGGUGGUAAACUUGUAAUGCAGUAUAGAUAAAAUAAAAUCAGGGCCGUAAAAAUACAGCGCCGCUAGUUACUCUUUUGCAUCAACUGAGUAACUGAUUUGAUAUUGGUUUAAAAAUGGCGGAUGAUUUGAUUGUUUUAACAGAAUAAGAAACUCCGAAAGGAUAUUUGUGCACAAGAAUCUUUUACUUUCCCUGUGCUUGGUUUAUAUCGUGAUGAUCUUCGACACUUUUGUCUUCACAAACAGGAAGCAAAACCCGGUAAUUCUUUUAUUCUUUUUCGUGUUAUUACCGCUAUUAUUAUUUGAUAUAAUAGUCAUGAAACCGUCCAUAUGAUGGGAAGCAUAGAAAAAAAGUGAUUGAAAGCGCAUGUAUUUGCAUCUUGAUUUAACAGCUGUGGCUACGCGAGGCCAGAGGGCUAGCAUUGUUUUCCUCAAAUCAAUGUCUUUAAAAAUAUCGUGGCUUACAUCUUCAAGCUUAUUGCAUGUUACUUUUCUUAAAAGGUAAUUUUUUGCCUGUUUUCAUUCUUCAUGUCUUAAAGUACUAUUUGUUUUCUUGACUUGAACUACUUGCAAAAUAAGACAUCACGUCUUUACCACAUUCGACGCACGUAUAAGAAAUGUAAAAUGUAAAAAUAAAAAUGUUCUAGACAUUUUAAAAUCCUCGAAUGUGGUAAAGACGCGUGAUGUCUUAUUUUGCAAGUAUUUCAGGUUAUUCGAACACAUUCCUAGUCUUGGCAUUUACAAUUUCUCAAAAAUUUUCUUGACUUACACCGCUAAAACACUGCUUAAUAACUUUCAGCAUUUGUUGCUCAAAAAAAAGAAAAGAAAAAACGGUGAGAGAUGUUGCAGCUUGUUGAAUGUUUAGAAAACAAACCCAACAUUGUUGAACGAUUGACUUCGUUAGUCGGCAUUAGUUGUAUGGAAAUAAUUAGCCCAUCCGCCCAUAUAUAUUAUCGUUAUACUUGGUUGAAUGGCCACUUUACCAGCGCAGCAGGACGAGCUCCGUCGAUAGAGUACUUAACUGCAGAGCGGUAGGUCACAGGUUCGAUCUCCAUGGACCUAUACUCAUCAGUGAACUAAGAAAUGAAGGUACUGCCUAUGCUCUACUGCAAACGGCAAGACUUUCGCGUGGCUCAGAUGACUACGUAAAAUGGCGGUCCCGUCUCCAGUAGGAGACGUAAAAAUAGUGUCCUCAAUUAGUACUUUCCUGAUAAACUGACAUAAGACUCUCAAAAAAGUGCGUCUUUUAACAAUAUCGCACUGUUCAACAUUCUGAUCAGGAGCUAGCACAACAAAUAGCAACCAGCCUGCUAACCGCCUAGGCUAACGCACAAAACCUACCAUUACAAUUGCACGAUCACUCUAUUUCCAAUGACGCAGCAACUAACAGUCUAUAUUUUAGCUGAGUUUUGUACCUUGCGCUGUUAAGUUCAGGGCAGUUUACUGUUAACGAAUGCAUGUAUUUUCUUUCUUACAGAAAUUAUGUUCAUUUAUGGCAGUUUUUCAGCAUUUUUCGCAUACCACCAUAUUUACGUGGAUGCUGGUGGAAGGAAUUCAUCUUUACGUCAAACUGGUGAAAGUAUUCUCGGUCCGGAAGCUUUACAUCACAUACGUCAUCAUCGGCUGGGGUAAUCAUGUCAAAAUUUCUUACUUCUCAAAACACACCUGCAACCUAGCUUCCAGGCUUCCUCCUGCUCAAUAGCCAACGUUCGAUAGAUUAAAAUUCUAACAUGACACUUUUACGUACAAACUGUUAAUUUUUCUCGAUCCUAUUGCUAGUUUUCAGUGCCACGCCGUUCAAGAGAAAUUAAAAUUAAAACUGUUUAAUAGUUUAAGGCCAGAAUCUGGGAAAUGAAAGGAGGCAAAUAUGCAAAGACCAUCGCCAAGAUUCGGUUUAGAGGAAUAUUUCGUAUACAAGAUAUAUCCGAAGAAAUGUUUCACCCAAAUUUAUAGGAAUUUGUAUGGAGACGCCAUGCUGGACGGGCACCAAGAUGGCGGAAGGAAACCAACAGAAACAUCUGUUACCGAGUUUUACUACAAAAGCGUGAAUUUUUCCCUUGAGGAACUCAUAAACAGUCAAGUAAUGCUUUUUCUAAUACAUUAACAGUUUAAAUAGCAAAAUUCCCCGAAAUAACUCACUUUUUUAACCUACAUGACAGCUCUCUCGGCCGUCACGUAAAAGCCGCGUCACGCAAAAGCUUAGAAAUUCAAGCGUACUCUAACACAAAACCAAGAACGCUUUUGAAGGGAAAAUUUGUAUGAACAUUAGUUUUCAGCUGUUGUAAUACAUCAUGAAAGUAAAUUCUCAGUAGGAUCGAUAGUUGUGUAGUUUGAACAUCAGUGACGUCAUGUGAAAACCAACAAUCGUUUCUCAGAAGAGACUUGAACACAAUGAAAACCAAACCAAAUACAGAAAUAAGACCAGAGCUGACCAGACCUCGAGUCAUAUUAAAAUUCUGAUAUACCGAAAGAGGGAUAUUGAGGUGUGCGCGUUCACCGCGGUUAUCGAAAGGUUAUGGGCAACUUCGUGACAUCCGUCCCUAAGAAGAUCUUUCACUCGCUAGUUUCACUUCGUGACGAGAGAAGCAUCCUGGUGACGAGUUUGAUUGAAUGGACAGGCCAGUUUAUCUCGUGAUUAGUUAUUUUUUACUAGGCUCUUAAUAGAUAAAAGAUUUUCUCUUUUUUCCCAAAUACAAAACGCGAGUCAGCUGCGAUUGCCUUCAUUAAUCCUGGCUAGUUAUUGAUAAAAUAAUUUUCGAACCCAAAUACAUGCAGCACGAAUACCUUAUACUCUCCCACUUCCUUCGCCUGUUCUACUACUGUCGCGGCUUCAUGUAAAGUUUAAAUUCCGUGAUUUUUAUAUCAUCCAACUUUUGCGAACGUAAGCACCUCCCUCCUUUCAUAAAUCUCUUACUGCAAAGUGUUAGUAUUGCCCCAGUCACCUGGGACUAUUCAAGAUGCAAAAAGCCAGCUUUUAAUCUGUAACUGUUUCCAGGUUUUCCUGUGGUUAUAGUUGGGCUGAUAGCAGCCAUUAGGCCUCUGACAUAUGAUAUGACUAAGACUUACUACAAAGAAGUCAUGUGCGGAACACUGAAACUUCCCGCGGAAAUUAUACGCACCAGGUUAGUUGAUAUGACCCAUUUAUGUGCAGAAAAGAGUUCUUUUCUCGCGAUCGGCGGGUGAAACAAGAACCGAGCGGCUUCUGCUCUCGCAGGCUAGGUGGUGCAGCCCUCUCUCAACAUAACGCUUAAGAGAGUGGAUGAUUUCCGUAAAUCUUCUAUUAAGCCCUCUCUUCAUCUCUCAAGUAAGCCCCUUCUCUCUAAUAAGCCCCCCUUUUCAUGGGAAGAACAUUUAAUAAGUCCCCUCCCUCUCCUCCCACUAUCAUUAUUCACUAAUGAUAGCUGUAUCAAUCUAUCACGACUGUAAAACUUCGCGAGGACUGAUCAAUAGAAGUUUCGAUUUGUUUUUGAUCCCCGGCUGCAUGAUCUCCAACUCUUUGUACUUGAGCCUUGCCUCUUUUUAUGCUAGUUCUUUAUGGAGAACUGCAGACACAGUUGUCUUUGCUAAAUUAAAUAAGCCCCCCUCUCAAGUAAGCCUCCCGUCUCUAUUAACCCCCCCCCCAUUCAAAUGUGUUUGAACUAAAUACGCCCCCCCGGGGGGGGGGGGGUAAUAGAGGAUUAACGGUAUGUAUAUGACGGUGCAGCUGAAUUGGUGACUCUCGUCCCAGUACUUCUGUUCUUUAUGCUAUAAUAAAUCUUCAGUAUGUUUAUGAAAACACAUGUCAUAUAUAAGGGAUACAAAAAAGUGGAAAUUUUUGUUGAUUUUCGUAAGGUGUUGGCUCCACGAUGGCGAGUGGCUGUACAAAGCACCAAUCCUGACAAUCCUAUCGGUAAGCCGCGUCUUUUCCUUUCAGCAAUACAUCUUGUCGUAUACCAGUCUUCGUUUAGUUUUACGGAUAACUUAUGGUAGCACGCAAGCUUGUAUCGACUUGUAGGUACACUGUACAAACUGUGACGCAGCCUGCAAUUCGGGCGUCUGUUUUCCUAUGGGCGGGGAACGUGAAGGGAGGGGAGGGGAGGGGACUAGUGAGCACUAGAAUUAGCUCAAGCAUGCGUGAGUUGCAGGAAGAAGGUACGGACUAUAGUGGGGGCCGGAGACAGGUGAUAAAACUCCAUAUUUUCCUCUCCCGUUUACCCUGCGAGCAGUGGUUUUUCCGGAAAACCACUGCUCGCAGGGUAUCUACCGUCCAUCACUUCAACUUUCGCUGUCCACGCACCGUGCCCUUAAUCUCUCCAGUUAGCUCUUACAGCGGUCAUUAAAUACUAAUUCAUAAUUUUGUCUUUUUCAAUCCAUGUACUACUCCAAAAAAGACGGAUCACUCAAGUAUACUUUAGCUAGUGUAUAGUGUCUUAUAGCAGACCGGAGUUACUUACGACCGAAGGCUACCAAUUGUAUCAUCUAGAUCAAGCAUACCAUAAACAGAAUAGAAAAAGAAAGCAUGAAUACUCCCUAACAAUAUUGUAUCAUUGCAGAUCAAUGUCAUUAUCUUCGUGGUUCUGUUAAGAGUGAUAUUUACUAAGAUAUCAAUCAAGUAUCAUAGUAACCAUGUCCAGAAAGCCAAGUAAGUAAAAUAUAACAGCAUCUCAGGCAAGCCAUCUUCUUGGAACAAAGAAUGUAACUCUUUUAGUUUCAUUUUAGCCCGGGAGAUUUCCCUUCGAUUCUGUAUUCGCCUUGAAGAUCAGUUUCCUGUUCAAUUUUAAAUCUUUUCGAUCUACUGAUAGGCAGAUUUUUUUUAUAAGAGAUCCGCCCACUAAACUCACCGGUUCAUAGUGCGCUUUGCUGAUCUGUUUUUAAGGUUUGUUUCAUAAAACAGCAUUUGAUUUUGAAACCUGAUAUGCCAAGAACCGACUUAGAAGGUUGGCCCGACUUUUCUCGAUGAUUGCCAUUGUUAACAGUACAUAGCCCGCUCAGUAUUCGAAAUCAUUUGUAGAGAGAGUCCCUUUGCGGGAAUAGCUAUUUUACUAAAAUAAAAUUUGACCUUUAUUUUUCCUUAACACUGGUAAAAAAAUGUCGUUGGUUUGUACUUUCAAAGGGCCACUAAAGAGAGGUGGUGUGACUUCUCCCUUAAAUCAUGCAUGGCUGUCUUUAAUAUGAGGAACGGAGAAUCUUUAAAACGGGGAAUCUUUGAAAUGGGAAAUCUUCAAAAGCAGGAAUCUUUAAAAUGAGGAAUGUCUUGGCGAAGGGGAAUCCGUUCUUCGUUCCUCAUUGCCCGUCUUGCCGAUUCUCCGCUCCUCGUUUUGAAGAGAGCCCAUAAUUCAUCGCGUUUUUCCUUCACAGAAGAGGAAUGAAGAGUGUUGCUGCCCUCCUUCCCUUACUGGGAGUCACGUGGCUGCUAGGGUUUGUCGCUGAAUUAAGCGAGAUCAUCCAGUAUCUGUUUAUCACCUUAAACUCUUUACAGGUAAAAGGCUGGUAAUAAACAAAAAAGAAUAUUUAAAGGCAGAUACAACACUACAUGACAUAGCGUAAACUGGCAAAUAAAAGGCAAAUAACUAAACUAGCUGUAUCCUCAUUACCCUAAUCCAGCAGGGCCGCAAGCUUCCUAGCCCAGCCGCUGCGAUCUUACGCAUGCACGCAAAGCUGUCUCGAAUAAUCGCUUUCAAUCAAACAAUCGCCCCAUUUUGGUGCGAAAAAUAAGAUAAUCGCGCCCCGGCUAUUAUUCGAGGAAAUACGGUACCAGCUGAAAUACCAAUACCUUCAAUCGCAGCUCGAAUCACACGAUCACUUUUAAACGAGUUGUUUAAAGGUCCGGUUAGUGUUUCGUGGGUAAUUAAAUUACAUUUACAAUAACAAGCGUUCGUACGCGGCGAGUGAUAUGUAACAGUAGGUACAGGCCGGGGCGCUUUAAGGGAAGGAUUCUUAUCUAUAAAAUCUUAGUACAAAAAAAUACGAUAAAAAAGCGUCAGAACUGUGAGAGUGCGAGGGUAUGUCCUAAGCAAAAUUUCUCGCAUGGGCAUUGAUGAAACUUUCUUACUGUCGCUUUGUGUACAAUCUGUGACUAAAUAAUAACCAUCAGUUUCUCUCUCAUUUUCUCAACAGGGCCUUUUGUUUUGCAUUUUUCAUGGUUUGCUGGAUGACCAGGUAUUUCAGAAACAUUCAAGCUGCCGAGAUCCUAAAUUGUCAACUUUUCAGUUUUAACUAUGGACCUUUUUUGAUCCGCAGAAAAUUACUUAGAAAUGACGGAGUUCGGGUUAUUUGAAUAAUUUAGAAACGCCAGAAUUCGUUUUGUAUUCAGAUUCCUCAGUUCUAAGCUAUUCUUGAGCACGCUUUACAAUGGGAUGCACAGACAGUGAAGCAAAUUAAAGGCAAAAGGGUAAUAAAUGGCGUAAAAUGCGAUAGCUUUCCGGAACUCGGCCAGAUAUAUAUAGAACUGUCUCAAUCUUUUUCAGAUAAAGAAUAGUUUGGUCAAGUCAUUUAGGAGGACAAGAAUGAAGAUUUUGUUUAUGAGGAACAGAGCCUCGACGACUGCAUCGACAGCCAGCAACCUCACAAUAAUAACUACAAGUAACCAGUGUUUCAAUAUCAUAAUGAUGUUAUAACUAUAUCAUGAGAAACUUUUGGUAUCUUCUCUUUUUGCCGGGACAGCAUUUCUUAGGGUGGACGAGGGAGAAAGCCUUUUUAAAAGGCAAUCAAUCCCCAGAGCUGAGAAUAACCAGGCAGUUCGAACAUAACUGUGUUUGUAAGAGGGGCAAAGCGCUGUAAUUUCGGUUUUUGCAAAAGGUGUUUAACUGUGCCGUGUGCGUCCCUGCAGAGGAUGCCUUGAUUUCAGUUCAGACCCCUUUGCUUUGACAGUUUUUUGUUGUUGUAAUUUUUACGCCCCACAGAAAAAGAUUAAGUGAAAAUCAUGCUCUUUGCAACAGGGCUUAGGAUUUUUCGUCCUUGUCGACUUAUCCGAGAGGACUAGAAUAUCUGACCAUAUGCAAAAGUAAAGCAAAAGCAGCUUCCUUACUUAUGUGUGCCGGAUUUACUCCGAAAACGUAGAGCUUUUGCUUUUUGGUUCGACACUUAUCCAAGGUAACAGAAAACUCCAUGCGCAGGUUAAAAAUUGCUUCUUUUUCUUCACUAAACUUGAUCCUACAAGGAGGAGAAUGCUACUUGUUUGGGCUUUAACAAGUUCUUCCGUCUAACGGCUUCUUUUAUCUGAUUUAUACCCAGGAUCCAUGAUUGGCGAGGAACAGAUCACUGGACAGCACUUAACAAUGCAAGGCAUAACUGCAGCCGGGCAUGAUGACACCAAGUUGUAA
Molecule: messenger RNA, 24312 nt
Organism: Porites lobata
Lineage: Eukaryota; Metazoa; Cnidaria; Anthozoa; Scleractinia; Poritidae
Source: the annotation of a GenBank genome assembly